UUGUGUUCCAUCGCCGCACUGCCGCAACGUCGCCCAACAUCUUGCAAGCGAGGGUUCUUAGGGCGCAGGUUAACCACCGAUCGAGGAUAUGGCUGAUGCUGGAGCAGCAGAGGAGAAACAUGGCCAGGAUGCGCAAGAAGAGGAGGAUUGGAAAAUUCAAGCUGAAGCGUUCAAAAAUGAAGGCAACGAGGCUUUCAAGACCGGCAAGUGGAAAGAAGCGAUAGAAGGGUACACAAGGGCGAUCGAUAUCGACCCCGACAACAAGGUUUAUUUCAGCAACCGCAGCGCGGCAUAUCUCAAGCUGGGAGAUGCCAAGAGCAAAGCGUUGAAAGAUGCAGAGAGGUGCAUGGAGCUCGCACCGGAGUGGUCUAAAUCGUUCAGCCGCCUCGGUGCAGCACAGCACGCACUUGGCCGGUUCGACGGAGCGGUCCAAACGUUCAAGGCUGGUCUCGCGAUUGACCCCAAUAACGCUGGGUUGGAGUCUAGCCUUGCCGCGGCGAAGGAGGCGCAAGAAACGGACCGUCGAGAGCGCUGGCGGCAGGCGGCCAUCGAGAGGGACAUCGAAGAAGAGCGACUCAAGAAGAAGGACGCCUUAAAAGCCAAAGCAAAGGCCGAAGCAGCCGAAGCAGCCGAAGCGAAGGCUGCUGCUGCCGUGGAGGCGGGAGAAGGAACCGCGUCCGGCGACCCUCUCUCAUCGUUCUUCUCGGAAAUUCAGGGAGAACAAAAGAGCGUACCCGCGAAAAAGGUUGAGCGUGUGCUCCACGAUAAGUACACCAACCAGGACAUGGGCACACCCAAGGAGCAAAUGGACCGCUUGCUGCAGCACAACUACAAAUGGAAAAACUUGAACGCCUUUGAAACGCUCCAACUCGGCCAAGAUGCAACGGUUGAGGACAUCAAGCAGAGGUACAGAAAGCUGUCGACGUUGGUGCACCCGGACAAGAGGCUCGAUAUGCCGCAGGCCCGUGACGCAUUCGAAGAGGUCAAGAAGGCAUACCAGCUUCUGCUGGACGAAGAUCGCCGCAUUACGAUGGCGGCUACGAUCGAUGCCGUCUGCACUCGUGUGUCGAAAGAGCGACAAAAGAAAAUUGACAAAGGCGUGGCAUUAGCCGACCUGACGAAGGAGCUCGGAAGCGAAGAGGCACACAAGAAGAAGGCGUGCAUGAAAGAGUUUGCCACAAUCGAACUUCGUCGCCGCGAGAUAGAAAAACACCGUCAAGCUCAAAAGAAGAGGGAACAUUCUCAGGAGGAGGCCGAGAAGGAUGCGAUACGGAAGAACGUGGAGGGGGAGAAGGCAUGGGCAGAAACAGAACGGAGGGAGAAAAGAGUCGGAGGAUGGAGGGAUUUCCAAAAGGGAGGCAACAAACCAAAGGUUCAGAAGACAUGGAAACAAGAAAUGGCCUCCUCAUCAGAAAAGCCGAAAUUCGGUGUCGUUGACGCCGGAGACUAUAAGAAAGAUUGGAAGUAGAUGUUCUUUGGUUCGUCUAUUUCUCGCUAUUCAAGCUGACAAGGUCAACCUGUUGGUGGGCUUCCUGUGGCGGGCGUGAGUUGUUGCAGGUAUUGUCAUGCCGUGCUGCCUUGCUUGCGGUUCAUUUCGUGCCAAGCGUGACAGGGGAGUUGACAGGUUGAACGUCCAAUCAAGUCGAACGGACUGAGCGUGCGCUCUUUCUCGAGAGAGGAGAUGGUCAACGGAAGUAUGAUUCCCGUGCUGUAUCGCCGUGUGAGCCGCCGCAAACGGCGCAUGGUGAGGUCGGCCGAUCAGCGUCGGGCUUUGUGGCCAUGUCCGGAGCCGAUCCUCGUAAGUAGUAUGCCGUUCUUACGCCUCGAACACCCCUCUGGUGUUAUACUACCAUUGUGGUCCAGGCAUGUAGGCUACACGUUAUACCACCAAGGAUGCGGGUCUUGGCAAACUGUGCGGUCGUCUGUGUUAAUGCUUGUAGUCUCAUAUUUUUUUAGCACAGGGGUGCCAAGACGCUGAUACAGCACGUGCCCAGAGCCUGAUACCAGUGCGGAAAAUGAAUGAGAUGGUCUGGCUUAUAGCGCAAAUCGCACACCCCGUUCGAUGACUCCGAUCCGUGCGAUUCUGAAUAGAAACAAGGCGGCGGUGUGGGGUGUUUUGAAGGCAUCCCCCGUGCCAAAACUCCGACACAGCGACCCUGAACAAAUCGCAGCGGCCACACCAGCACUUCGCUUGUACGGUAGUGCACAACCGGAUCACAACACGGCGACCGUGUUUUAGUUUGCCAGUACAGUAGAGGUUUGAUGUGGACCAAUUGGGACCAGUUUGGCGGUAGAACAGGUUACGGCCGAUAGAAGCGAGGUUUGGUUUGGUGCCACGCACGAAGAAUUACGUAGUGGCCUACGGGGUAUGUACAAUUUGGUCUGCCAGUCUCCCGGGCCAGGUAUGCGUAUUGUUGCCCGGUAUCCUACCUAUUUUG
Ectocarpus siliculosus is the source of this 2438-nucleotide messenger RNA. The record is from the annotation of a GenBank genome assembly. NCBI's taxonomy places the organism in Eukaryota, Phaeophyceae, Ectocarpales, Ectocarpaceae.